This is a messenger RNA of Dermacentor andersoni, 1323 nucleotides long. RefSeq names its product translation initiation factor eIF2 assembly protein-like. Gene Ontology annotation, cellular component: cytoplasm. NCBI's taxonomy places the organism in Eukaryota, Metazoa, Arthropoda, Arachnida, Ixodida, Ixodidae. The record is from RefSeq and is a predicted model, not a curated record.
AAACCGAGUUGUGGUGGUGUGUUUGUGUUGUGCUUUCUGCUUUAGUUACUACGUUUAGCCGGGUACCGUGCGUGUUCGUGGUGCGGCCAGAGUAGUUAGUGUUUACAAGUUUACUUUCAAGAGCAACCAUUUCGUGGCGCGCGAGAUAGCUUCACCGGAACAAACCUACGUGCAAUGAGAGGUUUCACCGACGCUGUCGACUCGCUUGUCUAGCGUGCUUCCCAGUCACCGCGCGAAACAAACUAGCAGACAGCGAUAAUGAAGGUGCAAGAUGUACUCAGCUGCAGUUUCUCUUCUUGGUAUAGCGUCUUCAAAAAUGCUACUAUUACGAGUGUUUGCAUUCCCCUGACGAGCGAGUUCAUAAAGUACCUCCUCUCUGACGGUGUGGUGCUUCCAGGAAAGGCCCCUUCAUCUCAAAAGUACGAGACAGACUCAGAAGAUGAGGUGGACUGGUCCGAAGCUGAUGAUGAUUCCGCAGAGAUCCCCAGCUUCCCAGAGUUGGAAGAAGCAGUGGCCGCCGCCAUCAAACGGCUUGGGGGCCGAGUAUUCCCCAAGUUGAACUGGAGCAGCCCCAAGGAUGCCACAUGGAUUGCCACCAACAACAGCCCCUGCUGCACUUGUUUCGCAGACAUCUGCCUCCUCCUGAAGAGCUCCGAUUUUGUGACGCAUGACCUAACACAGCCAUUUAAAGCCUGCACAGAUUGGAACAAAGGCACGGACACCAGCAACCUUUUCCAGUAUGAGCUCAUCCUCAGAAAAUGGGUGGAAAUCGACCCGAGCACCGAGUUUCGAUGCUUUGUGAAGGACUCCGUCCUAAUUGGCAUUUCACAACGAGACUACACACACUACUACUAUCACAUUGAGGAACAAGAGGCCAACAUCGUUCAGGAUAUAAUGUCAUUCUUUCAUGAGAGAAUCAAGUCCAAGUUUGUCUCUUCCUCAUAUGUGUUCGAUGUAUACAGAAAGAGAAAGGAUGCCGUAAAGCUCCUUGACUUCAAUCCAUUUGGGAUGCACACUGACUCCCUCUUGUUUGAUUGGGAAGAGCUCGAAAACGUCAAGGUGGAUCAGUCUGCUGGGUUGCCAAUAUUUAGAUACAUGAAGGAAAACAGGGGUGUACAGCCCAGUCCUUACCGUCACUACGCCCUACCUCGGGACGUCGUGGACCUGUGUGCCGGUGAAGACGCGCAAAAGCUCAUUGAUCUCAUGAAGCUGAAACGAGGAGAGGAUUCAACCGACGAAGAUGACUGCAACCAGGGCACAAGUUGACAAAGCUGCCGCUUAAAAUGAGAGUAUAUUCGCGAAAAUAAACUUUACACAUUUAUA